Molecule: messenger RNA, 4104 nt
Organism: Cloeon dipterum
Lineage: Eukaryota; Metazoa; Arthropoda; Insecta; Ephemeroptera; Baetidae
Exons: 7
Coding region: 75-1724 (549 amino acids)
Source: RefSeq, a predicted model, not a curated record
UCUUGGCAGAGCGCAGACGGAGGCAGGACGGCCCCCUGCCCCCGCUGGCCGCCCCGGCUGACUGAAGUACAGCGAUGCACCAGGCAGCGGCCGUCGCGGUCAAAAAAGGCCGCGGCCGCCCGCAGCAGCAGCAGCAACAGCAACAGCAGCAGCAGCAGCAGCAGCGGCCGCACGAGUUCCGCGGCGACUGGAACGUGCAGGUGGUCAAGGGAAAGGUGACGUCCAAGUGCUUGUGGAACGCGUGCAAGGCGCUCUCGCUCGGCAUCCUGCUCAUGGUGCUCGGCGCCUCGAUGGCCAUCCUCGGCUAUUAUGCAGAUACGCUAUCUGUGAAUCAAGAGAUCAGAGGCAACACCACAAUCAAAGUGAAGAACGAGAGCAGAGGCUUCCACUUGAACAAUUUCUCCUACGCCGGACCCAUUGUGAUGGGCGUCGGAGGUUUCAUCGUGGUGGCCGCGUGCGUUAUGACGUUCGAGGCGCGCGACAGUGCGGCCAAGGUGGUGCCGGCCAAGUUCAAGCCGAAGACCAGCCCGACGCACAGGUACCGCGGCGACGACGGCAGCGGCCGCCGCAGCACCAGCUGCCAGACGCGCUGGGACAACCUUGGCGUGUUCAGGGCCGUCGCUCAGGGUGCCACCACCUUGGGCCUGGCCACGCCGCUCGCCUCCGCCCUCCCUUCGCCGGCGGUCAGCAUGCACAGGAGGGAACUCAAGCAAUCGUUCAUUAACUUUUCUAAGACUUUCCAGUCUUCUAUCGACUCGGCGGGUUACCAGACAGACGAGGCGAGGCCCAAGUCAUCGACGACGCCGAGUAACAACGCCGGCAGACGCAACUCGCUGGCAAAGUGCCCAUCAGCGCCCAACAUCGCGGCGCUGGCGGAAAACGGAAGUCCGCUACUGGCCGCGUUGCCGCUGCUGGCGAAGCCGGUGCCGCCGGCCCUGAUCGGCGCCGGGCACGCGGUUGCCGCCAGGGCGUCGACGGCCGCCGCCCGUCGCCAGAGCUCGUCCAUCAAGCGUGGCUGUCCGCUGCUGUCACCGCAUCCGCUGCAGAGACAGGCCCUCUCCGUCGACUACACCAACAUCAACUACUCGCCGCUCAUGUUCCAGCAGCGCCAGCCGCCGCCCCUGAUUGCCGAUUCCCCCAAGGGCAGCGUCGAAAGGGCAACUUCAGAGGCCUCUAUGGCGAUGGACCUGCAUUUGCCGGAUGACUGCCAAGUGACCCUGAAGGUUCGGGACCAGUCGAGGGCAAUGCCCCCGCGGCUGCACCAGCGGUCAGAAACUGCCAGGCGGCACCAGCUCACCAGACAAAAGCAAGUGGACAUUGAGUCGUCAGUGAACGACAUACAAAUCCAAGUGCCUGAGGUCAAAGUGCGGCGUCACCACUCGUCCAAGAGGGACGGCAGCAAAAGGCAUCACAGACACCGGGUCAGGAGGUCAAACACCUGCGCCAAUCCGCAGGACACUUCGACCAGGCAUCUGCAAGGAGAAGCCGCGUCCGCAGUCUGCAUCAGUCUCACCCCCAGCCCUGAAAGGUCACAAACGUCUUGCGGCUUACAGGUGCAGGUGGAAAAUUCGAGCAACCCGCCGAGCUCAAACCAGAGUUUCGAACUCAGCACGAUGGGUUCGGACCUGGAGGCAGGGCCGUCCUGUUCUUACGCAGCGCCCGUUGUGGAGGAGUCGUCGCCGUCGGUAGCCGAGACCACGAUCAACAUAGAAGAAAGCCAGUAAACGCUACGGAGAAAAGUAAAUAAACGUAGGUAAAGGGUGCCGCGCGUCGACCGAGAUGUGGUGGUUGUUUUCGGUCCGGCGAAUGACACUGCAUGUCGGAGUGUGCGGGGGCAAUCAAUAAUCGCGCUGCCCUCGUGCUCGGCUGGCUCGGCGCUGCACAUCCUGUUGCGCGCCCCAUUAUUCGCACCCGUACAGGAAUAAUGCACGCGCCCAAUGAUCCGCACAACGCGCAACCAAUCCAAUUUCUUGUUCACCCACUUCUUCCGCCUUUUUUCCUCGGAUUUCCGUGAGUGACGCGCGCUGACAGGUUCGCCGCUCGCUUUUCCUGACUCUUCCACCCCCUUUGCCCCUCAAGUUCGUCCGGGUCUUGAAAGGCUGAGGCUCUAUUUUUCCCACAAUUUGUAGACAGCAGUUUUUUUUUAUUUUAUCACUUUUUUCAUAAAAAUUCAUUAAGAUCUGGAAUGGAUUUGUUAUUUUUUAAGUUUUACUUACGCAAAACCAUUCGAAAAUUCCCACUCAAAUUGGCGGUCUAAUUUUUGUUUUAAGUUAAUAUAUUCAGCAAAAAUCUGUAAAUAUAAAUAUUUGAAUUUAUUUCAUAAACUACAAACAGGUAAACUUUUAAUAAAAAUUAGGGAUGCAAUAGAGACUGGUCAACCUGUUUUAUAAAUUUAAACUUUAUUUAACCUAAAAUUUAAAUUACAACACGGUUAACAUAUUAAUCAUUAUUUUGGCUCAUUCUCACUAUACUAAAACCUGUCGAUGGAAGCGCGUAUUUUAUCCAAAAUGAGUGACUCGGACUUUGACCGAACGGUACGUCUUGGAAAUUAUCCGAAAAGAAUUUAUCCAAAGGGAUGCUGUCCGAAUACUAAAAAUAACGGAAAAUGUUUUAGGCUCUCGUGUUUCAUGUGUCCUCUUUAGAAAUUCCCUUACCGAGAUGUCUCCAUUAUCAAGCUUUUUUGGUCGACCGCACGAUGGAAUCGUCUUGGUUGAGCCUUUCGAUAUUUUUGUCACCUCUAAAACUCCUCAGAUUAAGGGCAUUGGUGUUGAGAGAUUCUAAUGAAAUACAACAUGAGUUUACGGCUUUUUGUAAAACAUACUAACAAAUUGCGAGCAGUUUGGGUGAGAAAUUUGAAUUAGAUUCACGAAUUUACUAUGAAAAUAAUUCAAUUGAACUAUCGGUCCGGUGCUUCUGGUUUUAGACACAGGGCUAUAUCUUUGAGGAGCCAUUGUUUUAACAAAUAUUUUUCAUGUUGCGCCCAGCUUUCAAGACUUUCUUUUCCCUUGCAAAAGCUCGACGACAGCGAGCAAAUUCACAAUUUCGGAUCAAUACCUAUUUUGGUUUUCGAACAAUGUCCUGACCGUUCAGACUAAUUCCGAAACACCCAUUUCGUACAAAGUAUAUACACACCGUGCGUUGAUUUCAUUUUUUUUAAAUACAGUCUAUAGCUUUUAGAGUAAUUUAAAUAAUGUAAUAAAUGUUAUCUAAAUUAGCUGCUUACAUACGGAAGCUUUUUUAUUUAUUGUUAGAUCUCAAGCAAUUUAAACCUCUGCAUUUAAAAAUAUUGACGUCUUUGUUAACUUUGAAAUAAUAACUUUGUGGCUAAAAUACUAAAUGUUGAACACUAAAAAUAUAAAAAAAUACACAACCUUUUGAAAAACUGUGAUAUGUGUCGGUGUACAUGUGUUUGUAUAAAAGCAGGAAAGUAUUUUUUAUAAAAUAUUGUCACCCACAAGAGAAAAAUUUGUCAGUGUGACGACACGACGGCCCCCAAAAAGAGAGUCGUGUUGCCACAAAAAAUGAAAAAUAUAUUAUGCUAGUUGUUUUUUAUCUCGUCGUUCAAAUGCGAGUGAAUCGAAUUGUCUGUGUAGAAUCACAAGCACUGACUGCCGGUUGAAAUGUUGAAAAUCGAUGUGUGGUCGAGCUAUUUCAACAGAGGGCAGCCGAGCGGUGCGUAUAUACACAUACAGCCCGCCCGUUCCAGCGUAAACAAACUAAUUAUGCAUAAAAUGUUGAACACACUGCCUUAAGGAACGUCAAAGGCAACGGCAGCUUUUCGAAAACGGAAUUCAAUGCGCUUUUCAACAGUAACCGAGUUUCGCGGCUCAAGUUCAUGCGCCCGGCCGGAACUGGACACACAUUUUUAGCAAGAAUAAAUGCGAGAUUUCUAAUCUGGGACACGAGUAUAAAAGGAAAUUUAUCACCCAAAUGUGUUUUUAUUUAAAUGUUAACCAGCAAGACUGUGGCGAUCAUUGUUGUUGCAUAUUGAUGUGGUUCAUUAUUAAUGUUGUUGUUGUUAGCUUGUCCAAAAUGCAGGGUUCAGACAUGUAUAUAUAGGAGCUCAAUGUUGCGUUUUUUCCAAAUAAAUCGGUGUUGCUGUAA